This is a messenger RNA of Haemorhous mexicanus (house finch), 1199 nucleotides long. RefSeq lists its product as uncharacterized. Lineage: Eukaryota; Metazoa; Chordata; Aves; Passeriformes; Fringillidae. Bases 94 to 1044 code for a protein of 316 amino acids. The record is from RefSeq and is a predicted model, not a curated record. The transcript has 7 exons.
GAACCAUCUGCCGUCUCUGCCCUGGCUCCCGCUGCUCCUGGCAAAGAUGCCAAAGAGGAGCAAAGUGAGGUGGAUGACUGCCAGCCUCCAUCCAUGCUCCCACCAGGACUCUCUGGACCUAUGUCAGAACCAUCUGCCGUCUCUGCCCUGGCUCCCGCUGCUCCUGGCAAAGAUGCCAAAGAGGAGCAAACUGAGGUGGAUGACUGCCAGCCUCCAUCCGUGCUCCCACCAGGACUCUCUGGACCUCUCCUUCUAGAGAAAGAGCAGGAGCAGACUGCUUCACCAGAGAUGCCGUGCCAGACUCAGGCAGAGCUGUUCCCAGCCCGAGAGCAGGAAGAGCAGCUCAGGCAGCAGGUGGAAGAGCCAGAGCAGAAUGACCAGAACAUCAAGGCAGAUCCACAAGCAGAGCUGCCCGAAGCUCAGAGUACGAUCAUGGUAGUGAAGAGGAGGAACAACGAUGACAUGAGAAAAAUUCAAGAGGUGUUGAAUCUCCAUCAGCAGAGGGGCGAUCAACAAAAGCAGGUAAGUGAAAGAGUGGCAGCCACUCCACUUAUGAAACAUCCUCUCACUUGUUUUUUAGAGAACAUGAAGCAACAGCUGGACACAGAGUUCCAGAAAGCUCACACUAGGAUGGAUGCAUUGGAGAAGAGGCUGGAGGAGGAAAUGAAAAUCAUCAGAGAGAAAGCUAAUCGCCUCCCUCAGGCUCUAGAAAAGCAAGUGAAAGUGUUGACAUCUCACCGGGCAGCCUGUGAAGUCUUCCAGCAAAUGUCUGGCAAUGAGCCGCCCCAAGUUUGGCGUGAGGCACAGAUCUCCAUGGGCUUUGUCACCAAACCUGCAGCAGCAGCAGCAUUGUCUAAAGGAGCCUUUGCUUCCCGACCUGAGAAGUGGAGCCAGGGCAGUUUGUUCACCUCCCGUGCUGACCCAGCUGCUGCUCAGCAACAGGAGACCGAGGGUGACUCCCUGGAGCUGCUGAGGAGAUUGGGGAACCCCAUGGAAAAUCCCACUAUGAAAUACACUGAGCUGGAAUAUAUUGGCAGCGGGUGAGUCCAACCGCAGGCACUUCUACACAACCAUGGGCCAGGUGUUUUUCUGGUGGAAUGUCUAUCCAGCGUGAAGUCAGGCCAGCUGCAAACAUGUUGAGACACUAGGGAUAGAUUGUCCCAUCUCUCAGUGCUGCUGAGAAUUGGUGAGUGGGCUCC